AUGCCGCAACUGGCGCCAUUACUCGAUAAGCUGGACGCAAAACCCUUUCCCGAAAUGACUUUCUCUGCCGUUCGCAGCAUCGCCAGUUACAUUAACGCCCAUAACACCAGUAGCGCAGAUAUUGAGGAAGACAUUAACUCCCUUAACACCCAACAGCAAGACACCUUCAUGAAGGUUCUCUACUGUUGCCUUGCCAACGACAGUCGAUCGAGCGCAACUUACUUUCGCUGGCAUGAAAAACUGCACGCAAUAGCUGGAAGUGGUGCAAUAAUCCGCGUAAUGACUGACAAAAACAACAUGAGUCCGGAAAAGCAACAAACCUGA
Molecule: messenger RNA, 324 nt
Organism: Trypanosoma conorhini
Lineage: Eukaryota; Euglenozoa; Kinetoplastea; Trypanosomatida; Trypanosomatidae
Product: ARP2/3 complex subunit
Exons: 1
Coding region: 1-324 (107 amino acids)
Biological process (GO): Arp2/3 complex-mediated actin nucleation; regulation of actin filament polymerization
Cellular component (GO): actin cytoskeleton; Arp2/3 protein complex; cytoplasm
Molecular function (GO): actin filament binding
Source: RefSeq, a predicted model, not a curated record